CCGGAGUCAAGCUUUUCUCUUCCCUCUCUACCUUGUUCGACCACACACCUUCGUGGCCAUUGCUCAACUCAACUGGCCCGUCCUGCCACCCAUCACGGUUGUGCGACCAGGCCAGCUGUGCAGCAACCGCAACCUCCUUCAAGCACGCCGAAUCCUGUCCUGUCCGUGCCCGUUGCCCCAGGAUCCCUCGCCUAGGGCCGGUCCUCCCGCCGGAUGUCGACACGACCCUCCCCUCUCGCCUAGAGCACAGCAGACUUGCAUCCGCACUUCCAACGAAACACUUCAAAACAUCAACCCCACUAUGGAGGCAAGGGCAUCGUCACCGCUGCCCUCGGACAUUGACCGGGAGCGCGAGGCUCAGGUCAUUUCGGAGCACCUCCCCGCCGGUUACUCUGCCGAAUUCGACGGCGGUGCCGAUGACCAAGACUCGGGCGAGGCCUCAGGCAGCAUCAGCGGCGAUGCGGGCAGUCUCGAGAGCUCUCUCAAGCUGCAGGGCGGCGACAUGCAUCGCGACCUCUUUAGGGCGGCGGCUCGCACGCGCAUGCACAAACGUGCUGCCACCUUCCACAGUCCCCGCCUCCAGCCGGCCGAUGCCGAAGACGAGGGCCUCACCAUUGCCGAUCACAUGGUUCCAGGAGGCUUCCGGCGCGCUUUCAUCCAGCAGAACCGCACCGAUCAUCUUUGGGCGUCCAAGAUCCCCGUCACCCGCAACUUUGUAGAGUUCCUCGACCUCUAUGGCAGCUUCGCUGGUGAGGAUCUGGCAGACUCGGACGACGAGGCUAUCGAAUCGGAUGACGAAGCCCAGGACGAAGACGAUGGCCGGCCCUCAGAGACACGCCCCUUGCUCGGUCGCCGCAAGAGCGCACGGGCGCCGAGGGCUUCUACCGCCAGCACGACAAAGACCUUCUUCACCCUCCUCAAGGCCUUUAUCGGCACGGGCAUCAUGUUCCUCCCCAAGGCUUUCAACAAUGGUGGCAUCCUCUUCUCUUCGCUGACAAUGCUCACCGUUGCCGUUGUUACCAUGGUCGCCUUCCACCUCCUGCUCGAGUGCAAGGCCAAGUACGGCGGCGGUUAUGGUGAGAUUGGCCAGGCCAUCGCGGGCUCGCGCAUGCGCAGCCUGAUUCUCGCCUCGGUGACCCUGUCCCAGCUUGGUUUUGUGUGCGCCGGCAUAGUCUUUGUCGCGGAGAACAUGACCUCCUUCCUCGAGGCCGUGUACCACACGUCCGAGUCACCACUGUCCGCCACGGCGCUCGUGCUGUGCCAGCUCGUCGUGCUCAUCCCGCUCGCCUUUAUCCGCAACAUCGCCAAGCUCGGCCCAGCCGCCCUCCUCGCAGACGUGUGUAUCCUGCUGGGUGUGAGCUACAUCUACUACUUUGACAUUGCACAGAUAGCAUCCCACGGAAUCCACAAGACGGUCGUCCUGUUCAACCCGGACAGCUACUUCCUCACCAUCGGCUCGGCCAUCUUCACCUUUGAGGGCAUCGGCCUGAUCCUGCCCAUCCAGUCCUCCAUGGCCAAGCCCGAGCGCUUCGAGCCCCUGCUGGGCACAAUCAUGAUCAUCAUCACGGUCCUGUAUACCUCUGUCGGGGCGCUCUGCUACGCCACCUUUGGCACGCACACGAGCAUCGAGAUCAUCGACAACUACCCGCAGACCAGCAAGUUCGUGAACGCCGUGCAGUUCCUCUACUCGCUCGCCGUGCUCGUCGGCACGCCCGUCCAGCUCUUCCCCGCGCUGCGCAUCAUCGAGGGCAAGAUCUUCGCCGCGUCAAAGUCGGGCAAGAAGUCCACGCGCACAAAGUGGACCAAGAACGCGUUCCGCACCUUCCUCGUGUGCCUGUGCGGCGCCAUCAGCAUUGUCGGCGCCGGCAACCUCGACCGCUUCGUCGCGCUCAUCGGCAGCUUUGCCUGCGUGCCCCUGGUGUACAUCUAUCCUGCCUACCUGCACUACAAGGGCGUCGCGCAGGGCCGCUGGGCCAGGAUGGGCGACGUGGUGUUUAUGGCUGUCGGGGCGGUCUGCAUGGUCUUCACUACUGUUAUUACUGUUGUAAAUAGCUUCUUUUGAGUGUCCUGCGAAGAAACGGGGGGUAGAUCCGAGGAUCUGGAGAUGAGCGGCUUGCGGAUAUGCUACCGUUGGUGUCGUCUUGCAAAUAUCACGGUACCUUCGGCGACCACAAACAAUAGAGAGAUGUUUGGAUAUACUCUCCUAGAAAGGGUUACAUUUUGUACAUGAUUCGUGGAGAAAACGGGAAAACAAAAAGGCGAGGAUCUGGCGCACAUGAGCAUAUCAUCACACAUUUGCAUCACCACGGCUCUGGAGUCCUUGCUUUCAAUGGUUUAAU
Microdochium trichocladiopsis is the source of this 2339-nucleotide messenger RNA. RefSeq names its product transmembrane amino acid transporter protein-domain-containing protein. Lineage: Eukaryota; Fungi; Ascomycota; Sordariomycetes; Xylariales; Microdochiaceae. Gene Ontology annotation, biological process: amino acid transmembrane transport. The record is from RefSeq and is a predicted model, not a curated record. Gene Ontology annotation, molecular function: amino acid transmembrane transporter activity. Bases 302 to 2062 code for a protein of 586 amino acids. The transcript has a single exon.